UGGGAAAGAAGGAGUUUGACUGUAGGAUCAGCUCCAGCCCUCUGACUCUGAGGAGUAAGAAGACAGAAGCUGAAGUUCUGGGUUGCAGAGUCUCUGUGGUCGACACCCCCGGACUCUUCAGCACUAAGCUGACUGCAAAGGAGUUGAAAGCAGAGCUAUUAGAAGCAGUCAGGCUGAGCUCUCCAGGUCCUCAUGUCUUCCUCUUCGUCAUCCAGCUCGGAAGAUUCGCCAAACAAGAACAGGAAGGGCUGAAAACUCUGCAGAAGAUACUGAGUCCUGAUGUCUCCAAACACACCAUGCUGCUGUUCACCUACGGAGACCGACUGGAAGAUACCGACAUGGAGCAGUUCAUCAGAGAGGAGGAGAACCUGCAGGAGCUGCUGAGGAGCUGCAGCCCUGUGUACCAUGUGUUCAACAACAAAAAAAUCGGAGACAGGAGUCAGGAUCAGGUGAAGCAGCUGCUGGACAAGAUAGACUCCAUCUCAGAGGGAGGACACCGAUACUAUCAGAGACAGUCUCUGUCGGGGUGGUCUGUCAGGAGUCUAAAGCUUUUCAGCACUCUCCAGCAUUAUAAAAUUCAUAUAAUCGGAGGUAUUAUUGUGUUUUUCCUGUGUUACACAUGUCGUGGAAAAAUUCACAAAGGUCGUUAUUUCCUAUGUAGACGCCUGAUACCUGAGUUUUUGGUUAGAACUCCUUGGGUGAAGCAGGUCUUUGUUGAGCCUUAAUGAAAUAUAAAGUGCAGGAAAGCCAUCUUCCUGAUAUGAAGAUGCAGGGUCUCAUGAAGUUAACACCAUGUGCUGGAUCUUGAAUCACAGACAUCAUCCUUCUGUAAAGAUCACAGACAAGUUUCAAUAAAGUUUCUCCUCAGAGAGUGAGAGAGGUCUUUCAGGAGUUCCAUGCUUGGAUAUUAUUGUCUCUUGAAAAUAAUAAAUGAAGCUGUUUUUAAUUUUGCUAUAUACACAAUAUAAUGUGCUCAUAAUUGAAUUGGCGUUCCGUGUUUGAGGGUCAAAAGCUUCGCCCACUGCUAUGUCUGGACGUGAAAUAUUGGGGGUUGACAUAGCCAGCGCAGAGGGUUUUGCUGCAUGAUUACACAUCACACUUGAUAAUGGUUAUAAGGAUAUUCUUUGGACUAAAGAGAGUCUGAACAAAAUGUCCUGAAGUAGAAUAGAUAGAUAGAAUAGAUAUAGAAUCAGUAGUGGGAUAAUAUUAAAAUGAUCAAGGCUAGGCAAGGAAGUGUGGUUUGCGCCUGUCUUUCUGAUUCUAAACGAAACGGAGCAGAUAGGAGGUCGACAGGAUUGAGCAGAUGUGGACGGAGAGGUCGAAUGGAGACAUCAGGAUGGGUUCCAGAAGAAGACAGACAUAAUAAUCAUUCGUUAUUGUAGCAGUAUAAAAACUGUAUGUCCCAAUGAGAGUCAUCCUUGGUGUGGCUGUGACCAGUGCUGUAACUUGUAAUUUUAACUGGUGAAGCAAAUUAAAUCUUUUUAAACGACAGCUAUUUCUCCUGAAUUCCUUCUGAGAAAAUUUGAACACGACAAAUUGGUGACCAUACGUGUUUAUUUUGGUUCAAAUUGAGAAGAAGAGAAUUGGGAAGGCUCCUGAUGGAGUUGCUGUCAGAUUCAAGAAAUAGAGACAACUGAUUCUGGUCACUCUCACAGAAGGCCUUCAAAAUAAAGGUAAGCAGAUCAUGUUGUUAUUACUGAAAUCUGCAAAAUUGGACAUAAACCAAAUAUAACUGUGAGCGGUGAGCAGUGUAUUUUAAUAACAGGCCAGCUUUGACUCACAAACCAAUUGCUUAGCCAGACUGGAGCUGUGCAGAACAGGAAGUCUUUUGGAGAGCUGCAGAGGCAGUAUAUUAAGAACAGGAAACAGAUGCAGACAGAAAAAGUGGAACUAAGCAACACACACAAACAGAUCAAGUAAUGCCAGAGGUAAAGAAGUUGUUUUGAUCGAAACUGUGUGUGACAUAUGACGAACUGAAUUAUACACAUUUGGGUUCUAUUGCUUCAGAACAUCUGCAAGUGGCUUAGCGCUGUGCACAUCUCUCUUCCGGAAGAUGAGUGAAUAAAAUGAUUCGAAAUAUUUAAACCAACUGAGUCGCGUCUUCUCUGUCCAGUUAAGAGAAUAAAAGAACCGGAUUUGAUACUCAAAACAAGAGUAGAGUUAUUGGAAAAGUUCAUAGGUCAAAGAUCGGAUUACAGGUUGUAAUUAUUGGUUAGAUUAGAUUAGAUGAAACUUUAUUAAUCCCUCGGGUGGGUUCCUCCGGAAAAUUCAGUUAAACAAUGAAAUAAAUCAAAAGUAUGCGUUAAAGAGAAAUUAUACCAGUUUAAGUUAGGUCAAAGGUGAAGUUUUAAAUCUUUUGAUAAUGGGUUAAACUAGAUAAAAUAAAGGUGAAGAACAAGAUUAAAUACGUUGCAAACCGCAAUGAGGUCUUGAUCAAACCUUAAAAAAACAAAACAGUACAUGGACAACAAAAACAGUACACAAUUAAUAGAUUUGCUGGUGUUUAAAAUGUUUUUGGUGUGUUUUCUGAGUUCAGACUGAAAGAGAUUAUGUAAUCCAAUAUUAUUAGUUAUUUUACUAGGUAUUUGUAUUCUUGUACAGCACUUUGGUCAACAUUCUUGUUGUAAUUAAAUGUGCUGUAUAAAGAA
Messenger RNA from Haplochromis burtoni (Burton's mouthbrooder), 2648 nucleotides. RefSeq names its product GTPase IMAP family member 2. NCBI's taxonomy places the organism in Eukaryota, Metazoa, Chordata, Actinopteri, Cichliformes, Cichlidae. Gene Ontology annotation, molecular function: GTP binding. The record is from RefSeq and is a predicted model, not a curated record.